This is a messenger RNA of Corylus avellana, 2969 nucleotides long. The record is from RefSeq and is a predicted model, not a curated record. Lineage: Eukaryota; Viridiplantae; Streptophyta; Magnoliopsida; Fagales; Betulaceae.
UUUACAUUUUUCUUUCUUCGAUCUCUAUCUAUCUAAUGCUUGCUUCACCAUUGUGACUAGGUUGUUUGGUGUCUUGGUAGUGGAAAACAUGAAUAUGUUUUGGCUUCUGCUGCUGAUUUUCUGCUAUGGGCAUUUCAAUGGCACUGGUGCGCGUGUCCGUGUUUCUACAAGACCGACUGUUGUUAACAUUGGCGCUAUUUUGUCUUUCAAUUCUUCCAUUGGGAAAGUUGCAAAAGUUGCAAUAGAAGCUGCUGUCGAAGAUGUGAACUCAAAUCCAGCACUUCUAAAAGGCACUAAACUCAAACUUGCCAUGCAAGAUACAAAACAAUCUAGCGGGUUUUUGGGAAUCGUUGAAGCUUUGCAGUUUAUGGAGAAUGAUACAGUGGCCAUAGUUGGUCCCCAACAAUCAGUUAUGGCCCAUGUAAUUUCACAUAUUGCGAAUGAGCUCCAAGUCCCUCUCUUAUCCUUUGCAGCCACAGACCCCACUCUGAAUUCACUCCAAUUCCCUUAUUUUGUUAGGACAACACAAAGUGACCUCUUUCAGAUGUCUGCGAUAGCAGAAAUUAUAAGCUACUACGAAUGGCGAGAUGUAAUAGCAAUCUAUAUUGAUGAUGAUCAUGGCAGAAAUGGGAUUGCUGCAUUAGGUGACCAACUCGCCGAUAAACGUUGCAAAAUCUCGUACAAAGCACCUAUGAGCCCCAAAGUAGGCAGGAAUGAAAUCACCAAUACACUGCUUAAGGUGGCGUUGAUGGAGUCUCGGGUAAUAAUCCUUCACAUACUUGCUACUUGGGGUCUAGAGGUAGUUGAUGUGGCACGAAACAUAGGGAUGAUGGAAAGUGGGUAUGUGUGGAUAGCUACUGAUUGGCUCUCUACUGUACUUGACACAGAAUCUUCCCUCCCUCUAGCAGCAAGGGAUAGUAUUCAAGGGGUUCUUACCUUGCGUAUGCACACUCCAGAUUCGGAACUCAAAAGGAAACUUGUUUCGAGAUGGAGCAACUUGACUGACGGACUUUUCGGACUAAAUACUUAUGGUUUGUAUGCUUACGACACUGUUUGGCUUCUUGCUCAUGCACUUGACACAUUUUUAAAUCAAGGGGGACAUAUUUCAUUUUCCAGUGAUCCAAGAUUAACCAAGUUCCAUGGAGGUAACUUGCAUUUUGAUGAUAUGAGAAUCUUCGACGGUGGGAACAUGUUGCUUACUAACAUUUUAGAGGUGAAUAUAAGUGGUGUAAGUGGCCUAAUAAAGUUCACUUCAGAUAGGAACCUCAUUGGUACUGCAUAUGAAGUCGUCAAUGUAAUUGGCACAGGGGUCAGGAGAAUCGGUUACUGGUCCAAAUCUUCCGGCUUGUCAGUUGUGCCUCCAGAAAAGCUCAACGAACAAAUAAAUCGUUCCCACUCAAAUCAGCUAUAUGGUGUAGUCUGGGCGGGACAAACAACUGAAAAGCCUCGUGGGUGGGUAUUCUCAAGCAACGGAAGGCAAUUGCGGGUUGGAGUCCCAAUCCAAAUUAAUUUUCGUGAAUUUGUUUCCCAAGUAGAUGGUUCUGAUAUCUUUCAUGGGUAUUGCAUUGAUGUAUUUAAUGCUGCACUAGAAAUAUUACCAUAUGCAGUCCCGUAUAAGUUCAUUCCAUUUGGAGAUGGACAUAUCAAUCCGAUAUUCACAGAUCUUCUGUACAAGAUUACAACGGGUGACUUUGAUGCUGCGGUUGGCGACAUUGCAAUUACCACCAACCGAACAAAGAUGGUGGAUUUUACGCAGCCAUAUAUCGAGACUGGGCUCGUCGUAGUGGCCCCAGUUCGAAAGCAGAACUCUAGUGCUUGGGCAUUUUUAAGACCAUUUACUCCAAUGAUGUGGUGUGUCACAGGUUUAUUUGUUCUUGUUGUGGGAAUAGUUUUUUGGAUUUUAGAGCACAAGAAAAAUGACGAUUUUUGUGGCUCUCCAAGAAAACAAUGUGUCACGAUCCUAUGGUUUAGCUUUUCAACUUUGUUUAGUACUCAUAGAGAAAAGAUUGACAGCUCUCUUGGUCGCUUCGUGCUUCUAAUAUGGCUUUUUGUAGUUCUAAUACUCAACUCCAGUUACACUGCAAAUCUGACCUCAAUCCUCACAGUUGAACAACUUUCUUACUCUGUCAAAGGAAUUGAAAGUUUAAUAACAAGCAAUGAUCGCAUUGGUUACCAGCGUGGUGCAUAUACUGAAAAUUAUUUAAUUGACGAGCUCAACAUACAUAAGUCCAGACUUGUUCCUCUUGACACGGAAGAAGAAUUUGAGAAAGCCUUGAACGAUGGGCCCAACAAGGGUGGUGUUGCUGCAAUAGUUGAAUCGCGAGCACAUAUGGAGCUCUUCCUCUCCAGCAGAUGUGAAUUUGGUAUAGUAGGUCAAGAGUUCACCAAAAUGGGAUGGGGUUUUGCUUUUCCACGGGAGUCGCCCCUAGCAAUUGAUAUGUCAACUGCAAUCUUAAAGCUGUCAGAGAGUGGAGAAUUACAAAAGAUUCUUGACAAGUGGCUUGCAAGAAAAGCUUGCAACUUAGAAGGAACAAAGCAAGACAUAGACCGCCUUUCACUUAAAAGUUUCUGGGGGCUCUUUUUAUUGUGUGGCUUAGCUUGUGUGGUUGCUCUACUUUUGUAUCUUGUUAAGAUGGUUCACUAGUACAUGAGACAUUCUGGCCGGGGCUCGUAAUCAUUUCUCUCAUUUGUUAAAGAAAAGGAACCAUGGUCAUAAAAUGGAAGGGUCGGAAGAAAGCGUAGCGAAGAGAAACGAAGGAGAAGAGAAAACGAAGGAAGAGGGUAUCAAAUGGAAGAGUCCAAGAACAUGAAUCUAUAAAUUUCUAAUAUUGAUGUUAUAUUGGGUAUGAAGCAUAGUUAGUUCUAGACGAGUAUCCUUCUUGUUGAUAAUUUAAGAGAGAGAAGAACCUACCUACGUAAGACAGAUGGAUCUCACAACUUCUUUCUAAUAAAAUUCGAACAGCUUAAAA